Molecule: messenger RNA, 1698 nt
Organism: Macrobrachium nipponense
Lineage: Eukaryota; Metazoa; Arthropoda; Malacostraca; Decapoda; Palaemonidae
Product: haloalkane dehalogenase-like
Exons: 3
Coding region: 113-1189 (358 amino acids)
Molecular function (GO): epoxide hydrolase activity
Source: RefSeq, a predicted model, not a curated record
AAGGUAUGGUACGGCCCUCCUAAUCAGGAGCGCCGAUAGGACUUAACUAGUUUAGUUUGUAAACACUUCAUCCUGAAGCCUGUAUUUCGAAACCUUGGAUAUUUUGCCUACAAUGGUUAGUUGUAACAUGAAAACUAUGAAAAGGUAUUUCAAGCGCCUCGUCCUCUUCCCAGCAAUCAUACUUGCCCUUCAGGGACUUGUUUUACUGAAGAGAGUCUGUAGUUUUAUCUACAGCCUUUUCUUUCAAAGGACAACACCAAUAGUUGUGCGUACUCCUGGGGAGCGUUUUCAAGACCUGGCUUCUGUUGGUUAUACUUUCAUGCCAAAUUAUGUUGACUUGCCAAUUGGAGGUGGAAAAACUCUUCCGAGGGUUCAUUAUUUGGAUGAAGGGCCCAGAGAUGCUAAAGAAGUUAUCUUGUGUCUUCAUGGUGAACCUAGCUGGUCCUUCCUGUACAGGCACAUGAUUCCAGUUUUUGUGGAUGCUGGCUAUAGAGUUAUAGCUCCAGAUUUCAUUGGAUUUGGGAAGUCAGAUAAGUAUGUGGACAUGGAAAAUUAUACUCAUAAUAUGCAUACCAUGACUCUUAGGUUGCUCUUGGACUACAUCAGUGUUAAGGGUAUUACUCUGGUAUGCCAAGACUGGGGUGGCCUUGUAGGCCUCUCGGUUGUGAAAGAUAAUCCUAACAUAUUUUCAAGACUGGUAAUUAUGAACACUGGUUUGCCAGCUGGUAUUGAGCUUUCUAUCAAUAACAUAUAUAGAGCUUCUCCAUUUUUGCUAUGGCGUAGCUUUGCAGAGUUACUUGGAACAUCAUUACCAGUAUAUUCAUUGUUAAAGUUAGGUCUAUUGAAUCCUGAACCAGCAGUAUUACGAGCUUAUGAUGCACCAUUCCCAUCUCCUAUGUUCAAGAGUGGUGCUGCCAAAUGGCCGCUCCUAGUCCCUCUAACAUCACAUGAUGCAGUAGCUGCCGACAUUAAAGUUACUCGUGAUUAUUUAUCUAGUGAAUGGGAGAAACCUGUUCUGAUAAUGUUUUCUGACAAAGAUCCUAUCACAAAGGGCCAGGAACACACUUUUAAGAGACUCCUACCUCGUGCAGUGUGCAAAACUAUUGUAGGAGCUGGUCACUUUCUUCAGGAAGAUAAGGGGGAGGAAUUAGCCUUUCAUAUUGUCAGUUUUGUGAAUGAGAAACUGUAGUAAUUGAGUUUUGUUGUUAGCAUUUGGUUUUAUAAAUUUUAGUCUAAAAAUUUCAAUUUCCUUCCAAAUUUCAGUGGCCAAGUAAUAUAUUACCAACAUAGCAAUCUGAAUCCUAUUAAAUCUUUUAGUCAUAGUAUUUUCUAAUGUUGCUAAUUACCACAACUACAUUUUAGAAAAUUCUAAAUUAUUUUUGGGGGGAGAUUUUAGUGCAAUAUUGCUUUAUUUUAAGCAUAGUAAGAAACUGGAUAAAUUUAGAUACCUGUGCAAUGAUUGCAUUAUAUUACUGCUUAUUUGUUGUAGUUGGAGUCUUUCAGUUUUAUUGUAUGUAUUUAAAGCGGUUUAAUUUGGAAAUUAUAAGGAAAGCAGUGGCAGUUGUGUAUGAAAGAAUUUGUAGUUAUGACCGCUAAUUUCAUCACAUCAUGGCUGCUUAAAGGAUUCUAUAGUUAGUAAGGCAUUUUAGAUACUUUAUUUUGGUUACUGUAUGUCUACAAUAAAUAUAGCAAACAAUA